AUGAUUCUAUUCAUAAUUGUCGGUUUCCUACCAUAUUUACUUGGUGAGAUUGUGAGAAUUCCUCUCCACCCUUUGAAAAGAUCUGAUUCAUUGGUGGGACUUGGUGCGACUUACUUUAAGCCUUCGACGAGAAAAUGGAAGUAUGAAUGGAAUAAGCAGAAUACAUCUACACCGGAACAAUUGAUUAAUUAUGAAAACCUUCAGUAUUAUGGUGAGAUAUCAGUGGGAACUCCACCUCAAAAGUUACGAGUAUUGUUUGAUACAGGAUCCACUGACACAUGGUUAGCUUCAAGGAAGUGUUGGUUUCUUGAUAUAUUUUGUUGGAUGUUUUCAUUUUACGACAACUCGAAAUCGUCGACAUAUGUAGCAGAUGGUUCCAGUUUUCAUGUCAAAUAUCUGGAUGGUGAGUUCUCUGGAUUUUGGAGUGUGGACACUAUACGAAUAAACUCGUUGGAGAUUCGGAAUCAAGCGUUUGCUGAAGUGAGGAGUAUAUUUAAUCUCGAUUACUUAUCUGAUAAAUAUGAUGGAAUAAUUGGCAUGUCGAGUAGACGGAUAUCGGAAGAUGGAAACCUUCCAAUGUUUCCGAAUAUACUAGCUAAUGGUGUGAAUAUGGACCCAAUAUUUUCAUUUUAUUUAAGUCGGGAAAACGGUGAAGGAAUCGGUGGUGAAUUGGUACUUGGUGGUGUAAAUCCUAAAUAUUUCAAGGGUGAUUUUGAAUAUGUACCUACUAUUCACAAUCAUAUGUGGGCGAUUCAAAUGUUAAGUUUGCAAAUAAAUGGGAUAAACUUUUGCAACAUAUGUUCUGCUGUUAUUGAUACUGGAACAUCUUUAAUUAUUGGACCAAAUGAACAAGUGAAAAGAAUCAAUUCUUUACUUCAUGCUUUUGACAUUUUUGGAAGAAAAUUCAUUGACUGUGGUCGAAUCGAUAUGCUUCCUUCGAUUGAAUUCAUAUUUCAUAGGAAAAAGUACAUUCUGAAACCACAACACUAUGUAGUCAAGGAGACCGAAUUAUUUAAAACAAUUUGUUUGUCACCUUUUCAAUCUCGUCUUUCGUUACCUUCUAACUAUUGGGUUCUUGGUGACGUUUUUAUGGGAAAAUUCUAUACUGUAUUCGAUUUCGGUCAGAGAAGAAUUGGAUUGGCUGAUGCUGUGGGAGCAUAGAGAUGAGCUCAUUGGCGAAAAUGAAUGGUUGUAUGCAAUAAAAAGAGAAAUAAAUAAACAAAUUGUAUCGUGGAAAUAAUUAAGGAGUAUGUGUCAAUAUAUACACAUUGUGAAGUUGGUGUAAGAAAAAAAGGUGUAUGUGUGGACCAGAUGUUUAGUGUUGAAUUUUUUUGUAAGGCGCCACUUAUCAAUUAUCUUGAUAGGACAUUUUUGUUACAAGGAUUAUGAUAAUUUGAGGUAGCAGUUGGGAACCAUUAAUUUUCGAUAGGAGGAUUGCGAUAUCCUACUGAAGUAUAAAUAGUGUAUCGCGGGGCGAUUCUAGUGACAUUACAGAUUAUUCGUAAUUAUUCACAACUAGAGAAGAAAAAAAGGAAACAACGAACAUAGAACAACAAUAAAAAGAAUUAGUGUGAUAGACCUGUCGUUGCGCAUGUGUUGUUGUUG
This is a messenger RNA of Schistosoma bovis, 1605 nucleotides long. The record is from the annotation of a GenBank genome assembly. Lineage: Eukaryota; Metazoa; Platyhelminthes; Trematoda; Strigeidida; Schistosomatidae.